Spinacia oleracea (spinach) is the source of this 1699-nucleotide messenger RNA. RefSeq names its product 1-aminocyclopropane-1-carboxylate oxidase homolog 11. The transcript has 3 exons. NCBI's taxonomy places the organism in Eukaryota, Viridiplantae, Streptophyta, Magnoliopsida, Caryophyllales, Amaranthaceae. The record is from RefSeq and is a predicted model, not a curated record. Bases 156 to 1343 code for a protein of 395 amino acids.
ACUUUGUAUUUUCAUGAACAUCAAUAUACAUUUGACAAUCCAAGGUAACUUAAGGAGGUAGUCUUUGUCUUUUACUUCACAACCAUCACUACAUAUACCAUACCAAACAACUCCACCUUAUAGUACAUUGUCUUCACACAAUUCACUUCACUUCCAUGGCAAAAAACUCAACCAUUCCCAACCAUGAUAACCUUACUUAUUACGAUCGAGCAAAAGAAGUCGAACAAUUCGAUCAAACAAAGGCCGGAGUUAAAGGCCUUACAGACUCCGGUAUAUCCACCAUUCCCAACCACGAACUCACUUACAAUCGAGCCAAAGAAGUCGAAUUGUUCGAUCAAACAAAAGCCGGAGUCAAAGGUCUUACAGACUCCGGUAUAUCCACAAUACCCCGAAUCUUCAUCCACCCGCCUGAAAACCUUUCCAUAAACGGAAACUCUUCCCGUUUGGUUGAGUUUCCGGUAAUAGACUUUAAAAGUGACGCGAUAGUGGAGGAAGUACGCGAGGCUUCUGAAACAUGGGGGUUUUUCCAGGUAGUUAACCAUGGAAUACAGUUGGAAGUUAUGGAGGAGUUGUUGGAAGGGAUUAGAAGGUUCCAUGAACAGCCUGUAACUGAAAAAAGAAGGUUCUAUACUCGUGAGUUUAAUAAUAAGGUGAGGUAUUACUCUAAUGGUGAUCUGUUGGUUUCAAGGGCUGCUAAUUGGAGGGAUUCAGUAAGUUUUGAGUAUCAGGAUGGUGAUUUGAAUUCUGAUGAACUGCCUCUUGUUUGCAGGGAAGCAGUAACAGAGUACAUUCAAAACAUACUAAGACUAAAGAAUAAACUCUCUGAAACAAUGUCAAUGGCUUUAGGACUUGAAAAGGAGUACUUAACCAAGAUUGAAUGCAUGGGAACUGCAAACCUGGUGUGCCAUUACUACCCUGCAUGCCCAGAACCACACCUAACUUUAGGUGCAACGAAGCAUUGCGAUCCGUCUUUCAUGACGAUUCUCCUACAAGAUAACACCGGCGGCCUCGAAGUCUUCCACCGGGAUCAAUGGAUCGAUAUUCAACCUAGGCCGGGAGCUCUGUUGGUCCAUCUCGGCGAUUUAAUGCAGCUGAUCACAAAUGCAAAGUUCAAAAGCGUUGAGCACAGAGUACGUCUAAGGAAAAACUGUCCAAGGGUAUCAGCCGCGUGUUUCUUCUACCCGAGCACCGAGAAGAAAAACGAAAUAUACAGACCGAUAGAGAAGUUUCUAUCAGAAGAUAAUCCACCCUUGUAUAGGGGAACAAGCGUCACCGAAUAUCUAACCUAUUAUAGGGCAAGAGGACUUGAUGGACAGUCAGCCCUUCCCCAUUUUGAGUUGUGAUAAAACUCAUAUCUUUCGGUAGGGGUGAAAAUUCGGGUCAAUGGGUCAGGUUCAGGUUUGGUUUCGGGUCGAUUCCGGGUUGUGUCAAACAAUAUUGUAAAACUUAAUAUUACUACAAAAUAUGAUAAACGGGUCAAAUCGGGUCGAUUUCAGGUCAUUUGGGUUCGGUUUAGGUCGGGUUUGGGUUUCUCUUAGUAACUUCAGAUAGGGUUCGAGUGGGGUUAUAGGGUCGGGCCAGGGAUUGUCAGCCCUAUCUUUCAGGGGUCACAAGAAUGCAAGAAUGCAGAGAGUUCUUUGCUUCUCUUGUAAUCAAAUAAAAGUAGAUUUCUAAUAAAAAGUAGUGCAGAGAUUUCUCA